CAUGAGGCUUGUGUAUCAAUGAGCUGAAGCACUCCGUCUGGCCCGCACAGGAACAGGGAAAACACCGAGACACUACCACUGAAAAAACGCAGCUAGUUUGACAGUUACGUCGUUAACGCAAUAUAUCUGUACUUAGUUAUCAGCAGACGUGGCCAUAAUGAUGAACGGACAGAUGAACGGUUUCCACAACUCCCUCAUUGACGAGGACUGCUUCUUGUUCACCUCGGAGUCGGUCGGAGAAGGACAUCCCGACAAGAUUUGCGACCAGAUCAGUGAUGCGGUGCUGGAUGCUCACCUCAAGCAGGACCCGGAUGCCAAAGUUGCAUGUGAGACUGUUGCCAAGACUGGGAUGAUCCUGCUGGCCGGUGAGGUGACAUCAACUGCUGUAGUGGACUAUCAGAAAGUAGUUCGCGACACCAUCCGCCACAUUGGAUAUGAUGACUCCUCAAAAGGCUUUGACUAUAAGACCUGCAAUGUUCUUGUGGCCUUGGAGCAGCAGUCUCCUGAUAUUGCCCAGGGUGUUCACAUUGACCGCAAUGAGGAGGACAUCGGGGCAGGGGACCAGGGCUUGAUGUUUGGCUACGCCACUGAUGAGACUGAGGAGUGUAUGCCUCUCACCAUUGUCCUUGCCCAUAAGCUCAAUGCCAAGAUGGCUGAGCUGCGUCGCAAUGGCACCCUGCCAUGGCUUAGGCCAGACUCAAAGACCCAGGUGACUGUUCAGUACCGCCAGGAUCGUGGCGCCAUGCUUCCAGUGCGUGUGCACACCAUUGUCAUUUCUGUGCAGCAUGAUGAGGACGUGUGCCUGGAAGAGAUGAGAGAUGCUCUGAAGGAGAAGGUCAUCAAGGCUGUGGUUCCUUGCAUCUACUUGGAUGAUGACACAAUCUACCAUCUGCAGCCUAGCGGACGCUUUGUCAUUGGAGGCCCACAGGGAGAUGCUGGCCUGACUGGGCGUAAAAUCAUCGUUGACACCUAUGGAGGUUGGGGUGCCCACGGUGGCGGGGCCUUCUCUGGAAAGGACUACACAAAGGUGGACCGCUCGGCUGCUUACGCUGCCCGGUGGGUUGCCAAGUCGCUGGUGAAGGCAGAGCUCUGCAAGAGAGUGUUAGUCCAGGUGUCCUAUGCCAUUGGAGUUGCCCAUCCCCUCUCCAUUUCUAUCUUCCACUAUGGGACCUCCCAUAAGAGUGAGAGGGAGCUGCUUGACAUUGUGAAGAAGAACUUUGACCUCCGUCCUGGGGUCAUUGUCAGGGAGCUGGAUCUGAAGAAGCCCAUGUAUCAGAGGACCGCGGCCUAUGGCCACUUUGGCCGAGACUCCUUCCCAUGGGAGGUGCCCAAAAAACUCAAAUACUAAACCUGUUAAGCUUUUCCCCCCAGGCUUGUUGGUGUAUACUACAGAGAAGCCUCCAAGAUCCCGGGGGUGAAAUGCCCUUAACCUCUCUUCUAAUGGCAUCAUUGAACCCCCAACUAUCCCUUCCUCACUCCACCUCCCUUUCUGUCUUGUUACCUGUUUUUUGCUGUUGACGAUAUCAUAAUAGAUCCUAGUUAAAUGCCUCAGAAAUUUUGAUGUUUAAGAAUAGGAUGGGUUGCAGAUACAUCACACUGAAACUUAAAUAUGCACCCUGUGCUUCAUGUUCUCCCCUUCUUGAGGUUCCCUCAUUUCUCCUGGUGAUGGACAGUGCACAGCUGCGGUCCAGUCAUUCUGUUUUGCAUUCCUCAUUCCAUCAAUAUCGACAGUCUUCUAUUCAGUGUAAUGGCGGUAGCAUAUUAGGGUAUAUGCAAUACCCCUCUUAAUUUUCUGGUGCUACUGAAGUAAGGAAUUUGUGGGAGAUGUAACAUUUGAAAAGUCCAAGUAGAAGCAUGAUUCAGGAGAUGCAGUGUUUGAUCUCUGAUCUCACACCUUCCCUAACAGUUAGUGUUUCUGUAAACAUUCCUCCUUUGUCAGCCUGGUACAACUUUUCCGUAACCCUUUGUUGUUUAUCCUUUUCUUAGCUUUAUUCCCUUGUCUUGUGGAGGAUGCUAGAAUGGCACAAUUAAGGGUCAUGGGUUGUUGCCGUUUGUAACAACAAAUGCUAUGCAUUGCAGGCUGAGGGGCGAGCCAAAUCUCGAUAAUUGUCAAGCUUUCAAAUGAACAGAAAGUCUCAGAUGCCCUUACAGACCUUUGCUGUUUUCUGACGUAAUACAGAAGAGUCAGAAGCUGCUAUGUCACUGCUCUGGUCUGGGGAGGCAUUGGUUAUACUUGAUUGGGAGGGAAAAAUUGGAUUGUUCUGGCUUGAAAUUAAAUUUUAAACAAGUCCUUGUUAAUGUAGUUUCACUUGUUUUUAUGCCUUGAAGUGACUAAAGACCCAUUUACUCCUUAAGUAUAUUGAUGGCAGGUGUAGCUACAGAGAAACCUGGAUCCCAUCCUUAUCCUGAAGGAGCAUUUUCUUUUUUCACAAGGAAAGUCUUAUUGGCUAAAAAUAGAAAUGAAACCUUUUACACUAUUUAUUUGUUCUCUGAAACUCGGCGUGGAUACAGAGAAGCUGAGCGUUCAGAAGGCAGCUUUAAACAUACCUGUUGGUUGAACUUUGCAUUCUUUGACAUGAGAGGAUCAUUACUUUUCAGUGUUUCACUUGUGGCUCCAAAGUGUCGUACAGAAAAGCUUUGGUGAGCCUCCACAAGGAAUUGUCACUGGCUAAUGUCAUUAGUUUUUUUUUUUUUUUUUUUUUUUUUUUUUUUUUUAACUUUUUUAUUUUUUUGUUGACCACAGAUCUUAUUUUUGGGUGAGUUUUGAAACCAUAAUGUCUGGUACAGUUUUCCUGACUCUUGCCUAUCAUCAUUAAUGGCAUGGCAACAUUUGGUUGGUGUUGUACAGAGAAACCAGCCUUGUUUACAUGGCCGUCCUUGGUGUUGAUAGGGUUUCAAGUUUUGGUUUUGUUCCCUUUUACCACUCAAAAGGUCAUCCGUUGGCUACAGUGAGUGCAAGAGUGCCUUUUCUAUUUCCUCUCCCCACCACCCCACCACUUUCUCCCCUUCUAUCAACAUGCGUCCAACUUCAAGAAGAGCAAGUAGCUUAUACUGUAUUAUGCUUCAUGUCUAGAAAUUGGAUACAGUUUCCUUAUGUUCUGUAAUAAAUGGCUACUCCCUUCA
Molecule: messenger RNA, 3123 nt
Organism: Myripristis murdjan (pinecone soldierfish)
Lineage: Eukaryota; Metazoa; Chordata; Actinopteri; Holocentriformes; Holocentridae
Gene: mat2ab
Product: methionine adenosyltransferase 2Ab
Exons: 9
Coding region: 158-1348 (396 amino acids)
Biological process (GO): S-adenosylmethionine biosynthetic process
Molecular function (GO): methionine adenosyltransferase activity; ATP binding
Source: RefSeq, a predicted model, not a curated record